This is a messenger RNA of Vigna radiata var. radiata (mung bean), 360 nucleotides long. Its product is annotated as auxin-responsive protein SAUR71-like. Bases 1 to 360 code for a protein of 119 amino acids. The transcript has a single exon. The record is from RefSeq and is a predicted model, not a curated record. Gene Ontology annotation, biological process: response to auxin. Lineage: Eukaryota; Viridiplantae; Streptophyta; Magnoliopsida; Fabales; Fabaceae.
AUGGGUAAAACAUGUACAACUUGUUCUUGGGGACUGUGGAUGGGAGGGGUUGGAGUACUGGUGCAUGUGAUGAGGAAACUACAAUCCUCUUUCUCACGUUCAAAAGGGGUGAAGCAUGGCCAUUUUGUGGUGAUUGCAACUCAAGGGUGGAAGCCUGAGAGAUUCUUCAUUGAAUUGGGGUAUUUAGAUCACCCUGACUUUGUCAAGUUGUUAGAGCAAGCUGAAGAAGAGUUUGGGUUCUCUCAGGUAGGAGCACUUGCAAUUCCUUGCCAACCUGAUGAACUCAAGAGAAUCAUUGGAAGGGAAAAUAAUAGGAACAAGGGCAUUACCUGUUGGGUUAAAGGGAUUACAGUUGCAUGA